Drosophila elegans is the source of this 840-nucleotide messenger RNA. RefSeq lists its product as uncharacterized. Bases 38 to 739 code for a protein of 233 amino acids. NCBI's taxonomy places the organism in Eukaryota, Metazoa, Arthropoda, Insecta, Diptera, Drosophilidae. Gene Ontology annotation, molecular function: protein binding. The transcript has 3 exons. The record is from RefSeq and is a predicted model, not a curated record.
CGGGUGGCAUUGUGAAAGUGAAAGCCAAAUAUACGCCAUGAAGUACCUGCUCAGCGUGACCUUGUUGUUGGCCAUUGGUCUGCAGCAGAUCGAUGCCCACGGAAUGAUGCUGUCCCCGCCCAGUCGCUCCUCCCGCUGGCGUUACGACGGAUCCGCUCCUCAAAACUGGAACGACAACGAACUAUUCUGCGGCGGCUUGUAUACCCAAUCGAACAACGGAGGUCGUUGUGGCCUGUGCGGCGACAACUUCUUGGAUGGCCAGCCCCGUGCCAACGAGAUCGGAGGUAGUAUCGGCGGAGCAGGCGUGGUGACCAGGAGCUACGCGGCUGGCCAUGCUAUCACCGUGGGUGUAAAGAUCACCACCAACCACUUGGGCCACUUCGAGUUCCAUCUGUGCAAUCUGGAUGUCUACGGCGGCGAAUCGGAGGAGUGCUUCGACCAGCACCGCCUGCGUUUUCCCGAUGGCAGCGAUAGAUUGCAAAUUGGUAGCCAGGCUGGAGAAUUCGAUGUGACAGUUUUGCUGCCAGAGGGAGUUACCUGCAGUCACUGCGUUAUCCGAUGGACCUAUGUGGGUGCCAACAACUGGGGCAUUUGCGAUAACUCCGGCAACGGAGCCUUGGGAUGUGGUCCCCAGGAGACCUUCAAGAACUGCGCCGAUGUGAGCAUCAACUGGGGUCGCAAUUUGGUCAAGGAGCUGGUCAGUGGAGACCUACCCGUGGCUCCCAUUGAGGUUGUCUAAAAACCCAGUCAGCUAAAUUACUAACUGCCAAUUAAGUCUGAAAGUGCUAAAAGCCAGAAAGUAACCAAAGUUAAAUAAAGAUCUGAGCAUUAUAAACGGUA